Molecule: messenger RNA, 228 nt
Organism: Protopolystoma xenopodis
Lineage: Eukaryota; Metazoa; Platyhelminthes; Monogenea; Polystomatidea; Polystomatidae
Source: the annotation of a GenBank genome assembly
AUGACCUCGACUGCAUCACUCAGUUCGGAGUACCUUUGGUUCUGUUCGGGAAGGCAAUCUGGCCCUGAGGAUGGCAGAGCACCACAACCCGAUUGGCAUUUCGGGCGUCGAAAGGUGAUCUACACACCAUCAACUGGAGAAUGGAGGCCCGCACUUAUUCUAGAAUUCAUUCCGGACAGACCGUCCAUGCGAAUGGCUCGAAUGCAAAGUCAUCGACAUCGCCGGUAG